AUGGGCGGUGUCAACAGCAAUCUAUUCACGUUCAUCCUCGUUUGGCAUCACACUGGAGCAGAAUUUAAAGCCAAACUCGACGAGCGACAACGCGCAACUCUUAAUCUCAACCCCCGCCUUGCCCCAACCGUGUUGUGCGAACCGGGCGCCAUUUCCUCCUUCCGAGUGCAGACUCGCAUACACACUGGAGGGUUCCCGAAGACGAAGCCGAAGUGGCAGGGGGGGGAACUGUUCGCGUUGGGAAGAUCCGGUGAAGUCUAUAAAUCACGGGAUAUCUACACCGGUGACUUGAUGGCGGAAAAGUUUCUGAGAGGGCCAACUGGUGAGAUGGAAUAUCCGGGGUGGCGGCUCAGGCUGAAGGGGGAGAUCGAAAUCCUUGCCCGGUCCACACAUCCUCACAUCGUGGAAUUUCUUGAGUAUUUUGAGGCAGAUGUUGGAUGCUCCAUUUUCAUGGCUUUGCAAGAGGGCAGUCUUGCGUCCCUCUCUUUUCCCAAUCCCCAGCUCGAUUCGCGGGUUUGUCAGCUGUUUAUCAAACACACCCUCCUCGCUCUCCAAUAUCUCGCGGCCAAUGAUAUCAUCCACCGUGACGUCAAGCCGGACAACAUCCUCUACACCAUGCGGAAUGGGGCGCCUCACUUCCAACUCGCCGACUUUGGAUCAAGCAUGUACCAAGCCGACCGAGAUGACUACUGCGGCACCCCAGUCUACGCAGCCCUGGAAAUCUACUACCGCAUGAAACAAACACCCAAGGCCGACAUCUGGUCUCUCUUCGUCACCAUCGCUGAGGUACUAAAUGCAGUCUGGGAGGUUGCUUGUAGUCCGGGACUCACCAAUAUCCAAGAUAUGGCCCACGGCCAGGCCGAAGAACGCCCAUCCGCCGCGGAGUUGUUAAACCGCCUAGCCGAUCAACUGGAAGGGGACCCAUACACCCCGGAAGUUGAGAUGAUGGACAUGGUCUCUACUUUUUCCUCUUAA
Molecule: messenger RNA, 975 nt
Organism: Dichotomopilus funicola
Lineage: Eukaryota; Fungi; Ascomycota; Sordariomycetes; Sordariales; Chaetomiaceae
Product: Serine/threonine-protein kinase-like protein
Exons: 3
Coding region: 1-975 (324 amino acids)
Biological process (GO): protein phosphorylation
Molecular function (GO): protein kinase activity; ATP binding
Source: RefSeq, a predicted model, not a curated record